AUGGUUAAGCUGACAGUGUGUACGGCUCGCAGCACCACCUCCACCAAAUCCGCCUCCUCCUCCAGCAGCAGCACCGCCACCUCCACCAAAUCCGCCUCCUCCUCCAGCAGCAGCACCGCCACCUCCACCAAAUCCGCCUCCUCCUCCAGCAGCAGCACCGCCACCUCCACCAAAUCCGCCUCCUCCUCCAGCAGCACCACCACCACCUCCACCAAACCCGCCGCCUCCUCCAGCACCACCACCGCCUCCUCCAGCACCACCGCCUCCUCCAGCACCAGCACCACCGCCUCCAAAUCCUCCGCCACCGCCUCCUCCUCCAAAUCCUCCGCCACCUCCUCCACCGCCACCUCCACCAGCACCACCGCCUCCUCCUCCUCCUCCUCGAGCUAA
Molecule: messenger RNA, 390 nt
Organism: Ostrea edulis (European flat oyster)
Lineage: Eukaryota; Metazoa; Mollusca; Bivalvia; Ostreida; Ostreidae
Exons: 2
Coding region: 1-390 (129 amino acids)
Source: RefSeq, a predicted model, not a curated record